GGAAUAGGUUCACCCAGUGUCUACCACGCUGUUAUAGUCAUCUUCUUGGAGUUUUUUGCUUGGGGACUCUUGACAGCACCUACUCUGGUGGUUUUGCAUGAAACCUUCCCAAAACAUACAUUUCUAAUGAAUGGUCUAAUUCAAGGAGUAAAGGGCUUAUUAUCAUUCCUCAGUGCCCCGCUCAUAGGAGCCCUGUCUGAUGUCUGGGGGCGGAAGUCCUUCCUGCUGCUAACGGUAUUUUUCACCUGUGCACCAAUACCGCUCAUGAAGAUCAGCCCAUGGUGGUACUUUGCUGUCAUCUCUGUCUCUGGAGUUUUUGCAGUGACGUUUUCUGUGGUUUUUGCAUAUGUAGCAGACAUAACCCAAGAACAUGAAAGAAGCAUGGCCUAUGGUCUGGUUUCAGCAACGUUUGCAGCAAGUUUAGUUACCAGCCCUGCUAUUGGUGCCUACCUCGGCCGAGUCUACGGGGACAGCCUGGUCGUGGUGCUGGCCACAGCAAUAGCCCUGCUGGACAUCUGCUUUAUCCUUGUUGCGGUACCAGAAUCGCUGCCGGAGAAGAUGAGGCCAGCCUCCUGGGGGGCACCUAUCUCAUGGGAACAGGCUGACCCCUUUGCAUCACUGAAGAAAGUUGGCCAGGACUCCGUCGUGCUGCUAAUCUGCAUAACAGUCUUUCUUUCCUACCUCCCAGAGGCGGGUCAAUAUUCCAGCUUCUUCUUAUACCUCAGACAGAUAAUGGGAUUUUCAUCUGAGAGUGUCGCAGCAUUUAUAGCGGUCCUUGGGAUUCUUUCCAUUAUUGCACAGACAAUAGUUUUGAGUUUACUUAUGCGUUCCAUUGGAAAUAAGAAUACCAUACUCCUGGGCCUGGGAUUUCAGAUACUACAGCUUGCAUGGUACGGCUUUGGAUCAGAGCCCUGGAUGAUGUGGGCAGCGGGGGCCGUGGCAGCCAUGUCCAGCAUCACCUUCCCCGCCGUGAGCGCCCUGGUCUCGCGCACUGCUGACGCUGACCAGCAGGGUGUUGUUCAAGGGAUGAUAACAGGAAUUAGAGGACUGUGUAAUGGUUUGGGACCAGCACUUUAUGGUUUUAUAUUCUAUAUAUUUCACGUUGAACUGAAUGAACUCCCCAUGCCUGAAUCACCAUCAGGAGGCAGUCCUGUUAACAUGUGUGAAAGGGUCGCUACUACCUGGUGGUGUCGCUGUUGUUUUCAGAAUUCUAUAAUUCCCGGACCCCCAUUCCUGUUUGGAGCGUGCUCGGUGCUGCUGGCGCUACUCGUUGCCUUGUUUAUUCCCGAACACACGAAUCUAAACGUGCGACCCAGCAGCUGGAAGAAACACUGUGGCAGCCACGGCCAUCCCCACAGCCCUCAAGCUCCCGGCGAGGCUAAAGAACCGUUACUGCAAGACACCAACGUAUGA
This is a messenger RNA of Merops nubicus (carmine bee-eater), 1413 nucleotides long. RefSeq names its product hippocampus abundant transcript 1 (gene SLC71A1). NCBI's taxonomy places the organism in Eukaryota, Metazoa, Chordata, Aves, Coraciiformes, Meropidae. The record is from RefSeq and is a predicted model, not a curated record. Gene Ontology annotation, biological process: transmembrane transport. Bases 127 to 1413 code for a protein of 428 amino acids. Gene Ontology annotation, molecular function: transmembrane transporter activity. Gene Ontology annotation, cellular component: membrane. The transcript has 11 exons.